UAAUACUUGCUUCAGAGACAGUGUUCUGUGCAACCGUCGGCAUUUACCUUUUACUUCAACAUGAAACAUAUCAUGAAGCAUUUCUCCUCUGCAUCUGCUUGCCCAAAAAGCGAUCACUCUUCAAAACAUUCAAGUAGCUUUUCCUCAUCCCAUCUUGGAGGAUCCAGUUUCUCUCAACAUGGAGGAUUCCAAAUGUCCACUGGAGGGUCUUUACACAAAUCCCAGAAUGGGGGAUCCAAUUUGUCCUACCAUGGAGGUUCCACCAUGACUCAGCACGGAGGGUCACAGCUCUCCUGCCAUGGAGGCUCUCAUUUAUCCAACCAUGGAAGUUCCCAAAUGACUCACAAUAGAGGGUCACAUAUGUCCCUCUAUGGAGGCUCCCGAAUGUCCCACCAUGCAGGGUCUCAUAAAUCCAAUUAUGGAGGCUCAAACAUGUCUCACCUUGGAGGCUCCCAUAUGUCCAAACAUGGAAGUGCCCUUCAAGGCAGCUCUCAUCUAUCUGCUCAUGGAGGCUCCUAUCAUGGAGGCUCCAGUAAGACCUCUUGUGGCACUCACAGUAUUCAUGGUGGAUCAGGCUCUAAAGGGGUUUCCUUUUCUAAAAAUGCUUCCAUCAGUCAUGGGGGAUCACAUAGCAGCCAUUUUAGCAGCUCUGGAGGCCAUGGUGGUUGGAAGAAAAGUGGUCUGCUAAGCAUCAAUGAGAAAGAAACCAUGCAAUUUUUGAAUGAAAGACUAUCUACCUACCUAGAUAAAGUGACCUCUCUUGAACAGGAAAAUGCCCAGCUGGAGAGGAAGAUAUGUGAGUGGUAUGCAAACAAUGCGCCCAGCUCAUUACCCGACUCAAGCCAGUAUCUCAGGAUAAUUUCUGAUCUCCAGAAUCAGGUAAGAACAUAUUAUUUAUUUCAACUUUAAAAGAGUUCCAUUGUAGAAAAUAAAUUAUACUAGGUGAUCAAAGUUCCAUGUAUGCAAUGAGUUUUUGCGACUAUAUAGAUUACCUGCAAGACUUAAUGUAAAAAUAGUCAAUGUUCAUUUAUGCUUGCAUAUUUUAUAAUAUGUAUCAUAUGUUACCUUGAAAAAUAAUAAAAUAUUAAAGUUCUGUAGAAUAAUAAAUGCUUUGAGUUCUACAGUAAGAUAUGUCUUCUAGAUCUCAAGUGCCACCAUGGAUAACGCCAGGAUUCUUCUCCAAAUAGACAAUGCCAGACUGGCUGCCGAUGACUUCAAGAACAAGUAAGUAUAAUAACAUACCAUAAGACCAAUUCAUCACCUGUUGGCAAUGCAUAGUUAUUUUUCCAUUUUCAGCUCCAUGUUAUAACCUGAAUGGCAUCAAAUAGAAUCUUGUAUUUUUGUAAUGUAUUUCUGUAGGUUUGAAAUGGAACGUCAGCUAAGUAAUGGCACUGAGUCAGAUGCCAAUUGCUUGCGCAGAGUAUUGGAAGGACUGAAUCGGGAGAGAUGUGAACUAGAAAUGGAAGUUCAGAACCUUCAGGAAGAACUUCAGCAGAUGAAGAGAAACCAUGAGGAGGUAGUGUACAGAAAGAGGUUCUGCUUUAGACUAAAAAUAUGACAGUCUUUUGUCACACUAACACUGCAAGUUCCCAUAUUUGAAGCUUCCAUUUGAGUCAAGGAAUGUAUUUCUUCUUUUUGGUGGAAGGGUUAGCUAAUUUAUAGUAAGGACAUGUCACACUAUGUUUCAAACAAUCCACCUGUAUACAUUUUAACCCAAUCUACAAUAUUCAACCCCAUGCAGGAGGUGAACUGUCUCCGUGCACAGCUGGGAGCCAGAGUCAAUGUUGAGUUAAAUGCUGCCCCAUCAAUCGAUCUGAACAGGGCAUUGUCAGAAAUUCGAGACCAGUAUGAAAAUCUAAUGCAAAAUAACCUGAGAGAAACUGAAAACAUGUUCAUUCAGAGGGUAUGUAUACUUAUUAUUACUAUUCAAAAAUGUUUUAUAUGUUUCAGCAAAUUAUAUAAUAUCUGAAAGUUAUUUUACCUUGGAGACCUUCUGUUUCUGUGCUUUAUUUAGUAGUUUGAGUGUGGGUCUUAGAAGCCUACCCUACAUUUCUAUUAGUACUGUCCUAUCAAUACUCAUUAAAUGUUCUACUGGACACAUGUCUGAUAAGAAGAAGACCAAUUAUGAAGACAAGUGUUUUAUGAAAAUCCUUGUGUUAUCUAUUUGACAUGAAUGCCUGUUCUGGUCAAGAUGUGGACCUUGAGAGAGUGGUGGAAAGUGAUUGGAUCAAUGUGGUCAUUGCAAUAAUUUAUAGGUCCAUGUGUAAUAAUAGUGAGGGGUGGUAAGACAAUUAUAGUGUAAAAUCAAUCUCCCUUUACAAUGUGGUCAGCUGCUUCUUAUAGCAGCACAUGAUCAAGACAAGAUUCUGGUUGAUAACAAUGGUCUGCAAUUAUCUGAUGUUACUGAUGAAUUUAACAGAAUGUAUGUUUAACACUAUUUGCAUGCUGAAUGUUUAUUGUUCUUACAGAGUGAAGAACUGAACCGGCAGAUUGGGUCUGGGGCCGAGCAGCUGCAAUCUGUACAAACGGAGGUCAUUGAACUGAAGCGUACCCUGCAGACCCUGGAGAUUGAGCUACAGAGUCAGCUGAGCAUGGUAUGUUUACCCAUAACUAAUGUUAUCAAUAUUUCAAAGUUCGCAUGGGACACAAUUAUUAUAGCGUGAUAGGAAGAAUUAAUAUUUAUUGUCAAACACCUAUGAAAAUAUAAUUUAUGCUUCUUUAAAGACAUCAGCUCUGGAAUGCACCUUGGCAGAGACACAAGGAACCUAUGGAUCUCAGAUUGCCCAGUUGCAAAGUAUGAUCGACAGUGUAGAAUCUAAAUUGGCUCAAGUUCGAUCUGACCUGGAGCGACAGAACCAUGAGUACAAGAUUCUCAUGGACCAGAAAACCCAUCUGGAAAUGGAAAUUGCAACCUACAAGCGCCUUCUUGAAGGCCAUGACAUUCAGUAAGUACACUAAUUGUACCUCCAUAAUGGCAAAGGCCUCAGUGAGGGAAGUUGUCUCUUUUUUUUUUACAGUAAUAUUGUAGAAAUUGUAGAAUUAUUAGAAAUUAUUACUUUAUUGUUGUUGUGUAAAAGUAUUUAAAAACAGCAACACCAACCACACACGAAUAACUAUUUUAUUUGCUUUGUCCUAGGGUUUCAGGAAAUCACAAUACAGGUGGAAAACAUGGUAAGUAAUAAAAUACUGUUAUAAAUAUAUGUAAUAUGACUAUAGCUGAAUUGACAAAUUGUCCCAAAUAAGUUAUUUGGUCCCAAAGUUUGAAAUGGAUUUGAAUUCUUAACAAGUGCAUAUUUUCUGAAUAAAUCCCUCUAAUUGCUAAUAAAAUCUGCAAUAUACUACAGCUAACACGUUUUCUAACUUGAAAAUCAAAGCACAGUUACUCAAAGAAAAGAUAAUUAUUGGAGCAGAUAUUCAGACAUCGAGGACAAAUAUUUCCAGAUUACUUUUUAACACUCUAUUUAUAUAUGACUGGUUAUUUAAGAGGAUGGGAAAUGGUUUUCUGCUAAGUACGUUUUGUACAAACCACUUGUGCGUCUAAAUAUAUUGCUCCGAUAUUACAUUGUGUGUAGAGUAACAGUUUCUUUUAAAUAUGUUAAAAAGCAUAUUAGCAGGCAUGCUGUACAUCAUGUGUGCUGAAAAGGUAGAUCCCCUGAUGUUGUAGAACUACAACUCCCAUGAUGCUUUGCAUGCCUUUAGAAUGACAAACUAUCAUGGAAGCUGUAGUUUUAAAGCAUCUGGGGAUGUAAGAAACCCUCUUUGAUUUUUUUUCCCCCCAACUCAGUAAGUUGAUUCUCGAGUCAAAAGACCUUACUACCAAAUAAAUGCCUCUUAGAAAGUUUUUGGGGAGCUAACAUGUUAUUUCAAGGGAUGUUCCAGGCAUUUAAAGUCACUUUUAUUUUUUUUAAGUUCAUGAUAAAAAUAUUUACUUGCGUUCAAUAUGCCUUCCAGUCUGCAUCCUCAGGUUCUGGUUAAAUACAUUUAAGAGGGAAGUGAGGGAAACUGAUCUGAAAUAUUAUCGCUACCAUUAUCACUUUAACAAUACCCUGUCUGCAGACCUAUGUGAUAUUAUAGGAAUACAUAGAAGACUAGAGGAGGGGUCGGCAACUGUCGGCACUCCAGAUUUUGUUGACUACAUAUCCCAUAAUGCUUUGACAGCUAUAGUUCUGGGAGAACACCAGGGGUGAUGUAGUCCAUGACAUCUGGAGUGCCGAAGGUUGCCAACCCCUGCUCUAGUCUUCUAUGUAUUCCUAUAAUAUCACAUAGGUCUGCAGACAGGGUAUUGUUAAAGUGAUAAUGGUAGCGAUAAUAUUUCAGAUUUUAAAAUUUAAGGCCUCAAUAGAUGAAGUAGAAGCACAGCUGACUUGAAGAAUGUUUCCAGUUCCAGCUCCUGAGGUCUUACAUUGGAAAUUCACGUUAAAUUCCCAACAAAUCUCACUUUUAUUUCAAAUCACUGUCAGGGUUAUCUUCUAAAUUUAAAAUUCAAAGUGAAUUCAAAGUGAAUUUCACAUUAAAGUUCAAUCUGAUAAAAUAGUCAACAAAUUUGAAAUUCACUUUUAAUUAACCUUGAAUUAUCACUUUCAUAAAAAGCCCUAUGAGUAACUCUGCUUAAAAGAACACUAUAGGGUCAGAAACAAACAUGUAUUUCUAUAGUGAUUGUAGCCAUAUUAGUCCAGUGAUGCAGAUGUAACAUCUGACCCUAUAGUGUUAAAAACACCAUUUAGCUCCCCCCUCUGCCCCCUGGCUCCAGUUUCUCCCCUAAAUAUAGUAAACUGUUACCUUUAUUCCAGUCUGCUGCUGCUGGCUCUGCCUCUGAUCUGCCUGCUUGGCUAACAUCAUCUGAAGUGUUGUUCAAAGCUAAUCGCAAUGCUUUCCAAGGAAAGCAUUGGAUUGGCUGAGAGUGUCAAGGAGGCCAAUCAGGGGGUAGAACCAGCACAAGCCAAACACAGCCCUGGCCAAUCAGCAUCUCCUCAUAGAAAUUCACUGAAUGAGGUAAGUUCAGUUUAUCAAUGCACUGUAUGCCCCCAGGAAGCAGCUCUAGUAGCCAUAUGAAGAGUGGCCAGUGGAGGUAUCCCUAGGCUGUAAUGUAAACACUGCAUUUUACUGCAAAAAGCCUGAAUGGAAUGAUUCUGCUCACCAGAACAAAUACAAUAAGCUGUGGUUGUUAUAGUCACUUUAGUGUCCCUUUAAUAAUAUAACAAUGUCUUUACUUUCAAGGAUCUCACGUUACAAUGGCUCACAGCACUGAACAUGAUAACAAGUGUUAAAACAGAGAAACAAAACUAUUGGCAAUAAUAAAGAAAAAAAGAAGACAAAUAUUUACUCUACAAUCUUCUAUAUCUUCAAUUGGAAUGUUCACUGCUUUAUCUAUGCUUAAACAAACUAUGCUUGCAUCUCCUUAAAAACAAAACUUUAAGAAAGAUAUCACGUAAGUGAAUAAUUCAAUGGUUUGUGGGAACAAUAUGUACUGUAUACUUCACUGAAGUAUUCUCAUCAAUUCCAAUCUUUCCGGUACCUUCAUGAGAUCUUUGUAGAUAACACACAAGCUCAGAUUCUUUUAUAUAUAUAUAUUAGUUUAAAACUAUACUUUAAUCUAGUGAAACUAUCAUCAAUGUAGUUUCAAAUGUGGUUUUAAAAUAUGUCUGGGUUUUUCGCGAGAAAGUUAUGACAUUUAAUUUUUUUAAACAUUUUAAACUAAGGUUUCUUUAAGUUACUGAUAUAUAUACGGGAAAUAGUGGGUCAGAUAAACUUACUAUGCUAAGAAAAUCCAGCCCAAUGAAAAUUUAAUUUUCUUCAGCUGAGAUUAGUAUAAAAUUAGUACAUAUAUUUAAUGAGCACCAUAUCAAAAAAAAUCAGAGGAGGUCCAAAUAAACUAGAAGUAUAUGAUUGCAUUUGAAGUAACUACGAAAUAAAUACUAAAUAUAUAUUAUUAUUAACAACACAGGUCUAGAUUAUUUUAAGAGAGUAACGAUUUAUUCGGCUACCAAAUAACAUUUGCUCCAUUGACGUCUAUGGCAAAAUUGUUAUGAUAAUCUAGCCCAUAAUGUGACAUUUCUGAAGGCAGAUACUUUAAAGAAUAGUAUCACCAACAACCUCUAAAUGUUAAAAAAACAUGGUGAUUUUUAAGAUGACUUUUUGUUUCAUUGACCCGGAAAGGUAUUCUACUUCAAUAUAUAUAAAAGACAGAUUUAACUUACAUUCCAGUUUUUCUAUGUGCCUAAAUGCAUAUAUUUGCAUUGCAUGAUUUUACCUUUUCACAGUUAAAGUUAAAGAAAAAAUUCUAAACACAUUGUAUGCAUUAGUAUAACAAUGUAACAUUGUAUCCCACUAAAUAUUACCAUUAAGAAUUUCAGAAUUUGAGAUUGACCACAGAAUCAUUAAGUGUUCUCAUUUUUACGAUUUCUGGUUCUGUAUAUCACAGAUAAAGGUGGAUUUGGGACUGUUUUGUCAAGCAACUGCAAUUUCUUAUUUAUUUUAUAUUUAAUCUAUUUCUGUACUGCAUAGAACAUUCUCAUAAAUAACAAAUAAACAAAAAAAAAUCAAAAA
Molecule: messenger RNA, 6546 nt
Organism: Pelobates cultripes (western spadefoot toad)
Lineage: Eukaryota; Metazoa; Chordata; Amphibia; Anura; Pelobatidae
Source: the annotation of a GenBank genome assembly